GCAGGGGCACCUCGACCUACCGACCAGACUCGUGUCGCGAGAUUGCUGCUGAGCAAAUGGAUUCCGCUGCCGCUGAGGAAAUCAGCCCUCGAAGAGAGCUCCAUAGAAGCAACCUCGGGGAAAGACCACGGGGUGAGCAAGGAAGGACCGGAGGGUGCAUCGUCACAAGGGGCAGCAUCGACUGAAGGAUACGUGGCGAUUGGGGAAGGUGAGGAUGGAGAGGUGGAAACGGAGGAGAAAGUUGGGGCAUCGACGGCGAUCGUCGCUGGGGCAAAGCGUCGGGUGAGGAGGGGCUUCACAUACCCCGGCACGCUGUGGUGCGGGGCCGGGAACAGCGCGGACAACUUCGAUCACCUGGGCGAGUUCGAGGAGACGGAUCGCUGCUGCCGCGACCAUGACCACUGCGAGCACGUGAUCGACGCGUUCCGAUACAAAUACGGACACCGCAACCUCCGCUGGUACACCAUCUCGCACUGCGCGUGCGACCACAGCUUCAAGCAAUGCCUGCGGAGGUCCAACGACACGGCGUCGCUCGUCAUGGGCCAGGCAUACUUCAACGUCAUCAGCGUGCCCUGCUUCACUCUCGAGGAGCACGAGGAGUGUGCCGAGAGGUCCUGGCUGGGAUGGUGCCAAACGCACGAGACGGUCUACAGAGCUAUCAUUCGGGAUCAGGAGCCCUACCAGUACGGCGCCGUGGAUCUCAUCGACCUGCCCGUGACCUCACCGACACUGGCGGCACGGGGGAAUAAAGGCACGGAGGCGCCGGGCACGCAGGAGAGAGGGGAGACGGCAGAGGAGGGAGCGGCGGACGGGGCACGGACCCUGGGGAUCUCCUCCCCUGGGGCCGAGGGGAUGGCUGGGGUCGCCGUGGCUGAGAAGCCGACGGUCAAAGCCACGACGGAGCGGCAGAGUACAGACAAGGACACCUCGACGAAGCAAGGACAGCCAAGGACGGCUGCAGGCAAGGGAGGCAGAGGCCGUGGAAAGAAUCGGGGCAAGAAGAGACGAGGACGCAAGAGGAAGGGAAACCCCAACUCGGCGCCGAGUGGGAAGGCAGCUUUGCCAACGAUGCAGCAACCUGCGAUCUUGGACCUCCGAGAAAGCAGACUUAUGGAUACGUCUACAAAUGCACCGAGAGCGGACACUGGCUCAGCCCCGGGCUCUCGCCCCAUUGCAAACCCUCAGACUUUUCUGGCUAGAAGGCGUCAACAUUUUGCUGAUUUGCUCAAACAUCUGGGUACCCAUCCACGGGCCGCAGGAACAUUGCCAGCUGUAAUCCCCCCGAAGAGAGCAAUUCGGGGAAAUGGUAAAAUGAGCCUUGGCUAUUCCCUGCCCCCUUCAACCUUAAACAGCCUCCCAACGACCACCUCCAACCCCAAUAACAACCAAACGUCUGUCGUGGUCUCCCAAUUGCACUUGCCAGCUGGCCGUCAGCAGGUCGCCAAGUGCCCGUAUGGGCUCUCGCUAAUGGCGCGACUGCUAUCCCGCGGAAAACCAAGGAGGCCACCAGCACGCCCACACAAUAAAAUGGCGGCGGCAUCGCUGGAUUUUGGUUUUCAAACGGUGGUGUCGAUCACAUCAGCAGCGAUGACGACGACGAUGGUGCCAGGGCAACAGAUCCCAUUCUUCACAAAAGCAGCAGCAGUGGCGGUGGCAGAUGGGCGAUCGUUUUACCAUGCUGGCAAGGACGCGUUGAAGGCCACUGCCUUUGCAGGCACUGGUUUGAGAGCAAUGAUUGCACCAACGUCGUCUGCUCUCCAGCCUUUGGGUAGAAUAACGGUGCAACCGCUCGUGAACGGUGACAAUGUCGCCACCGGUGGCACAGUUAUUCUCAAGGCAAAGCGCAAAAAGGGCAGAAAGAGAAAGAAAAGUGCGACAUUGCUCGCGACACAGUCGCUCGAUAAUUCACCAGCAGAGAAGCCCUCUCGUUUUUCUAGGCUUUGGCUUACUUAGCGACUGGCGGUAUAACUACCAGUCAUAGUUAGAAUAGAAUGCAGGGUCUGCUGUGGACUUAUAAGUAAGAAUAUUAGAGGUCUAUCUUUUGUCUGUUUGUUUAUAGACUCUUUGCACAUAUAACCAUGGGCUGGAGCAUUUAGAAAGAAAUGGGUGAAUAGGACAGGCAGAGGGCAUGUAACCCCAUUUUAGGCCCUGAAUCAGUUGGUUAAUCGUCUCCAAGUAGCCACAUCUUUAUUCAUAGGGAAAUCACAACAAACUUUGUCGUUUGGUCAUAUUUUUUCUCAUGGAAAUUGAUAUACUGUGCUUUAAUCACAUUCCGAAUUGGUGGCUCGAUGACAGAUCUGGGUAAAAAUAUGACCUCAUUUCCCAACUCUGUCCUGAAAUCACAAGGAAAGCUAUACCAGAAGAAUUCACGUUGGGUUCAUAGUCAACUUAGAGCAAUCUGUUUGGUUCCAGGCUCCCAACAACACCACCUCAGUUUGAUCCCAACUUAACGCUGAUAAAUGUCAUCUUGUACAUUUUCACGUCAGCAAGAUAAGCCGUCAGUGUACUUUAUGGCUCAGGUGUUGCCUGGUUUAAACGAUAAGUACAGCUGAGUAUGGUCAGCAUAGCAAUGAAAAUUUUCCUUACUGGAUGUGAACAACAUCGCCCAAGAGUAGCAGCAUCUACAAUGUAACUUAACACAACUCUAUGCACCAUUGUAUGGCAACAAUCUUUUUGUCCUUACUCUAUUUUAACAGAUUGCGUAUUUUUAUACUUUUAGGGAUAUAAUUUCUGUCCUCCAGUGUUGAGCCUGAAAUAAGUGGUGUGAAGAUGUCAUCAAUGUGCAGCUACAAAGCAGCAGGAAGUGGUAGGGAGUAAUACCUGGAGUUGAACGGAUUGCCAUAAAUAUUCAUGUUAUUAGAUUAUCAUAAAUUAUGUUCGCUAAAUGUCCGACAAAAUCAUUGUUAAUAGUGUGUGGAUCACUCUUCAUUGGUCAUGUCGGGUGGAGCGAGGUGUACGACACACAUCUUACUCACGCGAUCCGAUCUUAUUGGUCGCAAAAACCGAUACGUUAGAAUGGUCAACAACAUUGAAAACGACCCUUGGCUCUUGAGAAUGAAUGGCCAAUAGUUUUGAAGGCUACUCCCGUAACAAAAAGCUAAGCCCAUACCAUAAGGAAUCUGCACAUCAUUCACUACUCUAGUGAACAACAAAUACAUGGGCAGCCAAUACGCCUUCUUCCCAUUAUUUGUCCCCAAUUGUAUUUUUUUUCCACAUCGCAUCAGCCACACGGACGUCUGAAAAUGAAUAUUGUCAGCAGCAUUGGGUACAAUACAAGCACAUCUCUGUAACGAUGUGCUCCCGGAAGCGUACCGUGGUGUUUGAACAUCUUAUGAGGACGACAGAGCUUGGAUAAUUGUUGGCAACUGCUUACCACGUGGCAGCGUCCCUGCUUCUCUGUAGUUCCUUAUUCUUGAAUCGUUUUCUGUCUCCGAGAGUAAAUAGAUAAUUUGCGGCGCGGUAUGAGUUGAAGUUGUUGCUAUUAUCAACGCAAAGGCAAAGAAUCAGAUGUUUAACAUGUGUAAUAAAGGUCGUUGAGACAA
Molecule: messenger RNA, 3542 nt
Organism: Lethenteron reissneri (Far Eastern brook lamprey)
Lineage: Eukaryota; Metazoa; Chordata; Hyperoartia; Petromyzontiformes; Petromyzontidae
Source: RefSeq, a predicted model, not a curated record